Messenger RNA from Solanum stenotomum, 771 nucleotides. Its product is annotated as aspartic protease inhibitor 3. The coding region runs from base 1 to 615 and encodes 204 amino acids. The transcript has 3 exons. Lineage: Eukaryota; Viridiplantae; Streptophyta; Magnoliopsida; Solanales; Solanaceae. The record is from RefSeq and is a predicted model, not a curated record. Gene Ontology annotation, molecular function: endopeptidase inhibitor activity.
AUGUGUGUCCUAGCCUUUGAUGCCACAAUUGAAUCUGAGAGUUUGUUGAAGAAAGGGCAGCAGCAGUGUGUGCUAGAUGUGACUGAUGUUGUCCCGUAUAAUGACUUGAUUUACUCCAUUAUUUCCACAUUUUGGGGUGCGUUAGGUGGUGAUGUAUACCUAGGAAAGUCCCCAAAUUCAGAUGCCCCUUGUCCAGAUGGCGUAUUCCGUUACAAUUCCGAUGUUGGACCUAGCGGUACACCCGUUAGAUUCAUUCCUUUAUCUGGAGCAAAUAUCUUUGAAGAUCAACUACUUAACAUACAAUUCAAUAUUCCAACAGUGAAAUUGUGUGUUAGUUAUACAAUUUGGAAAGUCGGAAAUCUAAAUGCAUAUUUUAGGACGAUGUUGUUGGAGACCGGAGGAACCAUAGGGCAAGCAGAUAGCAGCUAUUUCAAGAUUGUUAAAUCAUCAAAAAUUGGUUACAACUUAUUGUAUUGCCCAUUUACUCCUAUUAUUUGUCUACGUUGCCCUGAGGAUCAGUUUUGUGCAAAAGUGGGUGUAGUUAUUCAAAAUGGAAAAAGGCGUUUGGCUCUUGUCAACGAAAAUCUUCUCGAUGUCUUAUUCCAGGAAGUCUAGUAACAAAUAAUGCCUGCAGCUAGACUAUACUAUGUUUUAGCCUGCCUGCUGGCUAGCUACUAUGUUAUGUUAUGUUGUAAAAUAAACACCUGCUAAGGUAUAUCUAUAUAUAUUUUAGCAUGGCUUUCUUAAUAAAUUGUCUUUCCUUAUCGUUUA